AUGCGAUGGAUCACGUCACGAUGGUCGACCAAUCCCUACUGCGCCCUGGUGAUUGUUGUCAUUGCCUGCGGCGGGAUUCCGAAAGGAUAUGAUGAGGGUGGUUAUAGUGCCAGCGUCUCCCUCCCCUCCUUCAAGUCCGACUACAACCUCGUUAAACAAUGGGGAGUUGACGAUACCGAGCUAGCUAAUCGGAAAGCGAACAUCACCUCCUUCAACGUCCUAGGUGCAGCACUCGGUGCCCUGAUAGCCCUCGACCUCAAUGAUCGACUGGGACGCUUGGUGGCGUGGCGCCUGGCGUGCAUCGUGUGGGCAGCGGGGACAUUGAUCCAAAUAUUCGCGUCUGGUAUAUACGGACUGCUCUUGUUUAGUCGCAUAUGGGGCGGGUUAGGCGCGGGCGCUCUCACCGUCACUGCGCCAUUGUAUUUAACCGAAAUCGCCCCUGUGAAGACGAGAGGUCUGGUGGUGGGGAUAUACAUGGUAGUCUUACUGGCCUUUCUGGCCAUGGGAUUCUUUAUCAAUUAUGGUGCCAGGGUCCACAUGGCGAUCACGCGAACCCAAUACCGCCUAGUUCAGGCUGUGCCUUUAAUCCCUGUCGGCAUCGCAUAUGCUCUUUCGUACCUUUGCCCAGAGACUCCUCGGUAUCUCGUUUCAAAACAGCUCCACCACGAAGCGCUGGAGGCUCUAGCACGGUUACGCGGCAGGACUAUCAACGAUCCCGAAAUCACAAAGGAGUUCGCGACUAUCGAUGCACGGGAGCGGGAGCGAGCAACAGACCUAGCAUCUGUCUCUCAUUGGACUAUUUUCAAAGAGACCCAGACGAACCCAAAUUACCGACAGCGCUUCUGGCUGCUAAUGACUAUGCAAACUAUCGCUCAGUGGACCGGCGGGAAUGGCAUCACAUACUACGUAACGACCAUAUUCCAGUACGCCGGUGUAGGAGGCGACGCAACAUCCCUUGUCUCAUCAGGCGCCUACGGGAUCGUUAAACUAAUCUUCACAAUGGCCUUCACAUGGGGUCUAAUCGACCUCCUCGGUCGACGUCGCUGCACACUCGCCGGACUAAGUCUACAACUCGGGGCGCACAUCUACAUGGGUAUAUACAUGGGUCUGCGUCCAGGCUCAGCAGACAACAAAAACGCCUCCAACGCAGCCGUCGCAUCUGUCUUUGUUUACGCUGUCGGCUGGUCCAUCGGCCUCUGCACUGUGCCCUACCUGUACGGAACGGAGAUAUUCCCAACACGCAUCCGCAACCUCAGUUACGCGAUUAGUAUGGGGCUGCACUGGUUUUUCCAGUUUGCUGUUGUGCGAGUCACCCCGAAUAUGUUCGUCUCGCUUGAUAUCUGGGGUGCUUAUCUCUUUUGGGCGCUUAUUUGCUUUUCGGGGUUGGUUAUCCUUGGCAUUUGGAUGCCUGAGACGAAGGGUGUGCCUAUUGAGCGGAUGGGGGAUUUGUUCGAUGGGCCGUGGUAUCUGCGGUGGCGAGCUAAACCGAGGGAGUGGGAUGUUGCUUCGUCGACUGAUAUGUCGCAGAAUGUUGAGUUGAAGGAUGCUCGUGUCUUGAAGUCUAGUGGUUCGGUCUUGUGA
Molecule: messenger RNA, 1581 nt
Organism: Penicillium concentricum
Lineage: Eukaryota; Fungi; Ascomycota; Eurotiomycetes; Eurotiales; Aspergillaceae
Exons: 4
Coding region: 1-1581 (526 amino acids)
Biological process (GO): transmembrane transport; carbohydrate transport
Cellular component (GO): membrane
Molecular function (GO): carbohydrate:proton symporter activity
Source: RefSeq, a predicted model, not a curated record